This is a messenger RNA of Peniophora sp. CBMAI 1063, 1125 nucleotides long. The record is from the annotation of a GenBank genome assembly. NCBI's taxonomy places the organism in Eukaryota, Fungi, Basidiomycota, Agaricomycetes, Russulales, Peniophoraceae.
AUGGCUUCGCCAGUUCCAGUUGAUACCCCAACUAUACCCAGCCAACGCGUUGUGGACGCUCUCGCUGCCAGAUUACGAAGGAGACAAGUAAUCGGUUCGCGCCAUGCUGCCCUCGAGACCGUGGUUGUAUUACGACAGGUGAUCGCUAGAGCGCGCUUUCAAAACAUACAACAACUUGUGGGCAUCAUCCGUAACGUUGGAAGGACUCUUGUACAGGCGCAGCCGAAAGAGCAUUCUGUUGGCAACAUCAUCCGCCGACUUCUGCAUCACGUACGCGAGGAGUACAAUAAUGCCAAGAAGAACGACGGGACUGUCAAACCACGAUCACUCACCAUCGCGAACUUCGUGCUGCAGGGUCAGCCGCGAAAGCAGACUGCGGCAACAAAAGCCGUGUCGAAUUUGGUGCUCAAGGAGAACGACCCGGAAGAUCCAGACUCGUUUGCAAAAACCCUGAAGCCUGUUCUCAUGGAGGCUAUCCAGGAUAUUCUCGACGAGUUGGACACGGUGUAUGAGAGCGUGGCGCGUAGUGCGAAGGACCACAUCCACUCAGACGAGAUUAUAUUGACAAUCGGAAUGUCGAAGACUGUGGAAAUGUAUCUCAAACAAGCCGCACACUACCACAAGUUCUCGGUGAUCGUCGCGGAGACUGGCCCCUCCUACGGCGGGCACGAAAUGGCCACUUCCCUAUCCUCAAUCGGCAUAUCCACUUUCCUUGUCCCCGACUCCUCCAUUUACGCCUUGAUGUCGCGCGUGAGCAAGAUCAUCAUUGGGGCUCAUGCAAUCCUUGCGAACGGCGGGAUGUUUGCGGUCUCGGGAUCUCUCAUGGCAGCGACUGCUGCGCAUGCACACAGUACACCGGUGGUCGUCUGUGCAGGCCAAUUCAAACUUACACCCCUAUGGAACUUGUAUCACGAGUAUGGGGCCUUGGACUUCGCCGACCCCAGCACCGUGCUUGGUUUUGACGAGGGCGAACUCGUGGAGAAGGUUGAUGUUGUGAAUCCAUAUUAUGAUUAUGUUCGACCGGAUCUCGUGGACGUCUACGUCACGAACGACGGAGAUCAUCCUCCACCGUCCAUAUACCGAUUGAUCAAAGAAUCGUACGACGAUGAAGACAAUGAGUUGUAG